Pelobates fuscus (common spadefoot toad) is the source of this 683-nucleotide messenger RNA. It is a transcript of the gene C7H1orf146, whose product is annotated as chromosome 7 C1orf146 homolog. Bases 7 to 519 code for a protein of 170 amino acids. Lineage: Eukaryota; Metazoa; Chordata; Amphibia; Anura; Pelobatidae. The record is from RefSeq and is a predicted model, not a curated record. The transcript has 5 exons. Gene Ontology annotation, biological process: reciprocal meiotic recombination; synaptonemal complex assembly. Gene Ontology annotation, cellular component: chromosome.
CCCAAGAUGGCGGUGCGGGAAGGUGGAGAUAGGAAAUGGAGCACUACUGUGAUAAUGAGCUCCUCUCUGCAGGGACACGAAGUGGCAGUUUCUUUGCAGAGCCAGCAACACAAAGUUCGCUUUUCUGAUUCUGUAGAGAAUGGAUUAUUUAUAUUUCCUCUUUCUGGUAUUGCUUUCUUGUUGACUGAUGCCAAGCAGCUCUUUGCAACCUCCAAGGAAACCAUUUUCGAGAGAGUACAGAAGUUCAUAUCUGUUCAUCGAAAUAGUUUCUUAGGCAUAGAGGCUGCUCUGUUUGGAUCAGACGAAUGGAAUUUAAUUUUCAGAAUUCAGCAGAGAUUCCUUGGUAGUAAUUUACGGAUCCUUCCUGUUCACAACAAUGCGGAAACAGUUAAAAUUAUUUUAACUAUAGCCAAGGUGACUUGCAAACCACACAUUGAAAACAUACGUGAUCGACUCCAAAAAGCAAAAACACACAUUGUUGAGAAUAGUCCAGUUUGGAAAACCCUCGAUCAGAUUUGAUAUAGUUUUUUUAUGCAAGCUGUGCCAUGUAGUGUUUACGUACAUUGUAUUUUUGAUGCAAGCUGUCACAGUGUUUUAUAUUGUUUAAAUUGGGUUUUUUGAAAACGGUACUUUAGUGACUUACUGCAGACUAUGGUGUUACAUUAAAACCUUGAGGCAAUGCA